CAUAUGUAUUCCGUUAUAAUAUAACAUCAUGGACGAUGAAAAAUUAAUAUUUUUAGUACGAAACAAAGAGUGUUUAUUCAAUCUUACCCACAAAGAUUACACUGAUAUCGGUUUGAAAAUGAGAAUAUGGAAAGAGAUUGGCGACGAGAUGGGACUGUCAGGGGCUGAGUGUAAAUACAGGUGGUUCAGCUUAAGAGAUCAGUACCGCAGAUCAGUGAGAAGUAGUAAGAGAACUUCGUCGGGUCAAAAUAGAAAAUGGAGGUACGAUCACGCAAUGUCAUUUUUAUUGCCGCACCUUCAGGAACGAGACACGUGGUCGAACGUUUCGGAAGAGAUCGAGUCCGAGGACCCCAGAAUUCUCGAUGGAGACGAGGCCGUGAACCCAUCCAAAGAGGACCAUUACACGUUGCAGCGACAUCUCGAUCCAUUGUUCAUCGAACCGGAGCUAAACUCCUCGUCUUCGCGAGAUGAAAACGUUAUCGCUACUUUCAAGCCACCGUCCCUCUCGCGAUCGAAGAAAUCGAAGACCAAACAAACGGACGAGACACCGACGGCCGCGUCGAUCUCGGAGCAUCCGAUGGACGCGUUCCUUUACGGUGUCGGGCAAACGAUAAAAACUUUUCCACCGAUCUAUCAACACAUGGCUAAACUGAAGAUAUUCAACAUCGUGUCGGACAUAGAAAUGCAGUUACUAAUAGCGCCGCAGACGCCAAUAGGAACUCCGUUCAUUCAAAUUAGCACCGACGAUCGGUUCCUGAGCCAAAAAACGUUUACUCAAGAGAUACCAAUGGCGGACUGUUCGCAAGACAAUUACGUGAAAGUAACCGUUCCAUGCACUCCAGUGAUAUACGAAAGUUCUCAAUCACCGUCAUCGUGUGGAAGCCAAUCAUCGUAAAUUAGUUUCUUGUAUCGUAUAUACGUGUAUGAAGUUAGUUUUCUAAGGUUCGACGAUUACUACCAUAGGGUAAGAUUUAUCGUCGAGUUAAACGAACGUAUAAGCGUGUGAUGUUGGAAAGAAUUUUAUUCGAAUAACGGAUGACGAAUAAAAAUUCUAGAGAUUAUUUGCCACGUUCAUCCAACAAUUAUUCGUUCAACUGGAAACAUAAUUUAAACGAAUAAUUCAAAUUGUGAUUUGUUUAUUUUUUAUUCGUUAUUCGAAAUUUUAUAUCUAAAUAAGAAUUUCGUCUAUCUGUGAUGAAUUGUAUGAUUGAGUGUGAACGACGUGUCUCAUACAGAGAUAUUAAACGAAUGUUAGAUUUUAAUAUUUUUUGAAAUGUUGGUGCUAUUUUUGAUAAUAAUAUCAUUAAACUGUGAUUAAUACAUUCUAUAAUCUCACUUCAAUGUUUUGUACAAUGUAUAAAACUUUCUCCCUUGAUUACCCUUGUAAAUUUUUUUCCUUGGCAAUUAAUACCUUCAAAUUUUCAAACAGUUUAACCUUUUAAGUGUGAAAUGCUGAAGGUGUAUUUAAUAAGCAUACUCAC
This is a messenger RNA of Colletes gigas, 1481 nucleotides long. RefSeq lists its product as uncharacterized. The coding region runs from base 29 to 895 and encodes 288 amino acids. The record is from RefSeq and is a predicted model, not a curated record. The transcript has 2 exons. Gene Ontology annotation, cellular component: nucleus; transcription regulator complex. Gene Ontology annotation, biological process: regulation of transcription by RNA polymerase II. Lineage: Eukaryota; Metazoa; Arthropoda; Insecta; Hymenoptera; Colletidae.